Messenger RNA from Prorocentrum cordatum, 1324 nucleotides. The record is from the annotation of a GenBank genome assembly. Lineage: Eukaryota; Dinophyceae; Prorocentrales; Prorocentraceae.
AGCCGCUACUGUGGCCCUGUGGGGGGAGGCUCCCAGACCACCGCGCCCGCCCGGGAGGCCGCUGCCGGGGCGCGGCGGCCAGCCCCCGCCCCGCCCGCGCGUGCGCGGUCGGCGCAUGGGUCGCAGCCGCUCGAGGUCCCGCUUCCAGAGGCUGAUCGACGAGCGCCAGCAGUACCGCCGCGACCGCGACUUCGCCAAGGCGGACAGGAUCCGCGAUGAGCUUCGCGACAUGGGCGUCCAGGUCGACGACGCCGCCUCGACGUGGACUGGGCCAGGCGGUCUCGAGGGCCGAUACGGAGGCGGUGGGGGUGGCCGCGGCGGAGGCGGAGGCGGCGGCUUCGGCGGAGGCGGAGGGGGUGGCCGCGUCGACGUGGACCGCAUCCAGAGGCUGGUGGACGAGCGUCAGCAGUACCGCCGCGACCGCGACUUCAGCACGGCGGACCGGAUGAGGGACGAGCUCCGCGACAUGGGCGUCCAGGUCAGCGACGAUUCGCUGACGUGGCGUGGGCCCGGGGGCCUCGACGGCGUCGUGAACAACGGGGGUGGCGGGGGUGGCCGCGGGCGCGGCCGCAGCCGCAGCCGCAGUCGCGGGCGCGGCGGAGGCUACGGCGACCCUCCCGGCGGCGGGUACGGCUUCGGGAUGCCCCCCGCUGGCUUCGGCGGGCCGCCGGGCUACGGGAUGCCGCCGCCGGGCUACGGCGGCUGCGGGAUGCCGCCCUGCGGCGGCGGCUUCGGGAUGCCGCCGCCGGGCUACGGCGGGCCCCCGCCGCUGCCCCCGGGCUGGGAGCAGGCCAACGACCCCGCCAGCGGCCGCCCCUACUUCUGCAACCGCUCCACUGGCGAGAGCAGCUGGACGCCGCCCCCCGCGCCCGCAGGCGGCCCCGGCGGCUACGGCGGCGGGCCUGGGCCGGGCGGCCCCGGCGGGCCUGGCGGCAGCCCGCCGCUGCCGCAGGGCUGGGAGCAGGCCCCCGACCCCAAGAGCGGCAAGCCGUACUACUUCAACCGUGCGACGGGCGAGACGCGCUGGGAGCCGCCCUGAGGGGAAGCGCGCGACGGGAGGCGCUCGACAUGCGUGCGACGUGAGGCGCCCGACAUGCACGUGCAAGCGCCAGAGGGCAAGAGUUACGGCUAUAGAUGAGAGGGCGAUCGUUAGUGAGCACCGAUGUGGACCCCGCGAGUAUCGAUAAGAUGCUCGCUUCGGUCGAAGUUGUACAGUCGGGGCGUCAAUAUUAGGAAUGCCCGUUCGCACGGGGCUCGGCGUUCCUUGUAGCGGCUUUUGUUCAGGGCAUCAGCAGCAAAUUCCGAAUCCAUGACUUGACAAAAC